AUGUCAUCAUCAAAACCGGUCGAGGAUAUCCUCGAGGAGAGCUACCGCAAGUUCGCCCAUAUUCCUCCGCAACAUCACCUUCUCUGCCCCAAGGUCGACGAGGAUGACUUUGAAGACUAUGAAGAUCUGAACACCGCCGGCGAAACAAUCACAGCUCUUGAAAAGCAGGAGCGGGUACAACAAUGGAAGGAGCGGCUGGACACCGUCUACUGGACCAGUCUGCUACUCGCCUAUGGCAAGGACAAGGCUGGUAUCUGGCUCGACGAUUGGGGCACGAGGGUGGCUAUUAACCUCCACAACUGCGACAAAUGCGUUCUGAACUGGCACAUGUACCGGAAGAAGUACAUCCAGGUGUUUUCCGAAAAAUGGCCCGAAGACGCCGUUGCCGGAAUCGAAAACUGCCUUCACCGAUUCGACUUUGACCGAAUUGACAAGGGUCUCCGGUGGGCCAAGGACAUUAUCGAGCAGGCCGAAAGUGAAGGUCGCCUCUUCCAAAGAUCCGACCUAGGCGAAGACCAGGGCGCAGUGCUUCUCACCGUCUAUGAGGCCUUGUGCUGUAUGGCCUACCUCAGCUUGCCGGACAAGCGUACCCUCUUUCAGUUCGUCUUCGUCCGUCUUUCGGGCAAGAAGCCAUUGAAGUUGGGUGAGAAUGUCUUACUUCCCGCCAUGACCCAAUUCCUUUUCGGAGAGGAUAAGACACGACUUCAGUUUGCCGAGAAGUCUUGGGAACGCCUGCGACCGAAGUCGCUGACCGAGGCACAAUUCGCCUGGGCUGUUCAUGACAACCUGAUGGAGGCGAUCCAGUCGGUGGCUCAACGCAAUCCCAGGAACCCCGCAGACCUACCAGAGAUCGAGCGCUUCUGGAAAGCAGUCAACUGGAUCAUCAAGACCCUGGACGAGAAGCUCUUGUUGCAUGGCCUCCGAAGCAUGGAAGUCAAGCCAAGCGUUUACGACCUCCUUUUCGUCCACCUGCAAUGCGAGUCGGAGGCAAUCCUGUUGCUCAUCAUCCAGGCAUUGACUGUAUUACUGGAAACGUCUCCUCAGGCUUUCUGGGACACGAUAGGCGACGCGCGACCAUUCGUUGUCGUGGAGCAACUGCUUUCCCAGCGCCUUUUCAAGCAACUGCUCGCCCAGUCCUUGACAUUCGCCAUUACGUACGACGACGGCCAUGGCGGCAACGAUGUCGAGUCCAUCACGACUUCAUGGAUCAACACGUGGAUCCAGUCCCUCAAGCGUCAGCAAAAGAGUGACGCCUGCGAGCAGCUGCUUCAUUUACUUUUCGAGCAAGUCGUCCAUGAUGCAAGCAUUGGCGAGCAAGGCAGAGCCGCAUGUGUUCGAGCCGGUCUAGACGCUCUAGACCAUGUUCUACGGUCAUUCCUGGACCCAUCGGUCAAUGCCGUCUCGAGUACCGCGUCCGUUUACAUUAACUCGAUCCUUAAUGUCACCUACAAGUACAAGGAUAUUAUCAACGAUGCUGCGGACACCAAGAGCCAAGAGCAACACACCCUCGGCGUGCCCAAAGCAGCUAUGAGCGUCAUCGGUGCAGCCCUCAGUCUGGACUCUAGGGCCACUUCCGAAGAGCACCUCGAACUCCGCAAAAACGAAAACGCGGCUAUCCAGACGGCGGUCACUCGCAAAUCAGCAGAGUUAUGGGACGGGUUUCUGGAGAACCUCUUCGCCGGCAAGCUCCUGUUGGCAAAGACGAUGCUCAUGGCCAUGGCCCCUCUGAUCAACGUAGAGAGAUUUCGUGGCUCACGCAAAGACCCCACCAACGUGACCCCGGCAAGGAAGAGUUUCAACGGUCAGUUUGUCAAGGUUGCAGAAGCACUAGGGCGAGUUUUGCAGCGCAUGUGUGAAUUCACGUCGCCGCAGCUCAAUGAGUUGUGUCUCAUGAGCCAAAGCAUUCGUCCCAUCAUCGCUUUCACUGUUCAUGGCGAAGACGACAUUAGCAGCGCAAGUGCUGAGCUCAUAAAGUCCAUCACCGAACAGCCUUCUAAGUCAGAAGCAAUCACAGUGUUGCUUGAACGGCAACUCAGCACCACGCUGUCCUCCAUGAUUUUCGCAACACGGAGAAUCAUGGAGCCAUCCAACGUGGCGUGGGGCCCGGCGCGGUACAUCAUCAACACCGCCAAGGACGUGCUCAAAGCUCUCAGCGAUUUGUCGUCGGGAAUCCUUAGGUCCAGGACCCUGGAAAAUGGCGAGCAGAUUGCUGUAACGGGCUGGUGGGUUGCUCACUGGAGGUACAUCGAGGUUGCGUUUCAGUGCACAGCCAGCUGGUCCCACCAAGCAGAGAUCAACGUGAUGCAGGACUUCUGCCGAGAUGUUAUUGAGCUUGCCGACGGCAUGCUUGCUCAGGACGGCCUUUUCGCCUCGGCACUGCAGGCUACCAGCGUGCAGGCGCAGGCGCAGGCACAAGACCUGUCUAAGAUGCAGCAACUUCUGAAGGACCCUCAGCGUCACCUCCUUGGCAUCGUGAGAAUGCUUCGGUUAAGGGAUCUCUAUUUGGUGGAAGUCACUGUCAAGGUCGUCGCCAAACUACUUACGAGACUCCGUGAGAACCAACUUGAGAUCCCGCAUGAGCCGAAGGCCUUUGUUCAAGACUCCUGCACCAAGCUGUCGACCACUGGCAAGUAUCCCAUCUCUACCAACCUCAACGAUCAGCAGCGAGCGGAACUUCUCAAAGCUCUUGGCGAAGACGACGAUGUGGAGAUUAUCCAGAUCCAGCCGGUCUUCAAACCCGAGAAACCAAAGAAGCAAAGCCUCAUCGACGCAUGGUCCAAAUCCGGCUCAUCGACUUCCACUUCCCAGAUUGGCCGAUCGAACAAGGAGGAUGUUCUCGAGCUAAGCAGUUCUGUCGACAAGAAACGCUCCAUCUUGGACCAGAUGGCGGCUCGCCAGAAGGCUUCUCCCCUGUCAAGCGUGUCCAAAUUGCCGCCCCCGAAGCCUAGGCUUGAGCCAGUAGUCUCACAAGCCUCCAAAAAUGCACUCAUCGAGUCGCGCAAGAAAGCCAAGUUGGAAAAGGCUAAGAGAGAUGCCGACAUGGUCAAGAAGGCGCAGGCUCUCCGAGAUGCUGCCAACGUCGGCGAGGGCUCGGGGCUGAAGGGUCUUAGCGGUGUUGUUGGAAAGGACCUUGCACCGCAGAAGAGCCAGAUCCUGGUUGACAGCGAUGAUGAAGAAGAAGACGACUCUGGCGAUGAGGAUCUCAACAAUCUCAUCAAUAAGGGGCAGCAGGGCCAGAAGGCCGUUGACGAAGCUACGAGACGCCGCGAACGGGCGCUGCUCGAGAAGACGCGUGGCCCGGUCAAGAAGGUAAAGGUACAGCGCUCAGCAAAGGAUAUGCGUGCUCGCUUGAUCCCGCCUAUGGACCAGCUUCACCAAGCCAUCUUGGAGUGGGACAUCUUCCAUGGGGGCAAUGACCCACCAUCGACCUCGGGCUCCGUGGCCAUUACACGGGUUGCAAGCACAUACGCCCAGCCCCAGGAGUACAAGCAGACGUUCCUGGGCCUAUUGAUCUCGGAAGCCUGGAGAUCUUUUGUGACUGCUAAAGAUGAGACGACAUCCAAGCCCUAUGGCCUCAAGAUUGCAUCUCGCAUGAACGUUGACAAGUUUCUUGAAGUGACUGCAAGCAUCCCCAGCGCAGAAAGUAAGGAAAGAAUGCUGUCAGAGGGCGACAUUGUCCUGGUUUCGAAAGGAAUCAGCCCCCUGACGGACGACUCUGAGGCCCAUGCGUUGGCGCGGAUCUGGAAGACAACAUACAAGAAGGAAAGGCUGGAAGUGACAUACCGCCUGAACAGCAAGAAUAAUCCAUUGCUUGCUGCCAACGCUCUCGGCGUCGGCUCUGAACUCCAAGCCGUCAAGAUCACCAACAUGACGACCAUUGAGCGAGAGUACGCGGCUCUGGAGAGCUUACAGUACUACGACCUCAUGCUGGAAGUCCUGAAAGCCGAACCUUCGCCAAUCCUGAAGUACGGUGACGAGGCUGUCAAGGGCGUCAUGCAAAACUACCAGUUGAAUCCUGGUCAAGCAAAAGCCAUUCUGGGUGCUAGGGACAACGACGGCUUCACUUUGAUUCAAGGUCCUCCUGGUACGGGCAAGACGAAGACCAUUGUUGCCAUGGUCGGCUCGCUGCUCACGGGCAACAUUCAAGCUCCCGGAACAGCCAUAAAACCCAAGCUUGUGGGCCAGGCAGGCCAGAACGCCAUGCCGAAGAAGCUUCUGGUCUGCGCUCCCAGUAACGCCGCUGUAGACGAACUCGUGUUGCGUCUGAAACAGGGUGUAAAGACAAUGAAUGGUUCGUUCCACAAGAUCAACGUUCUUCGCCUGGGUAGGAGCGACGCCAUCAAUGCCGCCGUCCGCGAUGUCACACUCGACGAACUGGUGAAGAAGAGACUCGAAGGCGACACCACGCAAAGCAAGGCGAAGGAGGAACGAGAUAAGAUGCAUAAUCAAGCAGCCAAGAUCAGAGAUGACCUGGCCGAGCUUCGACCCCGGCUGGAUGCAGCCCGUGCAGCCGGUGACCGAACCCUGUCGCAGGCUCUGCAGCGGGACUUCGAUCAAUUGAAGCGUUCCCAGAUCAACAUUGGUGCCAAAAUCGACGAGGACAAGGCGAGCGGCAACACUGUCAGUCGCGAGGCCGAGAUCCGCCGCCGGCAGAUACAACAGGAGAUCCUUGACGGUGCGCAAGUUCUCUGCGCCACUCUCAGUGGAAGCGGUCACGAGAUGUUCAAGAACCUCAAUGUCGAGUUCGAGACGGUCAUCAUCGACGAGGCUGCGCAGUGUGUGGAACUCAGCGCCCUGAUCCCCCUGAAGUACGGUUGCACCAAGUGCAUUCUCGUCGGUGAUCCGAAGCAGUUGCCCCCAACAGUGCUUUCUCAGUCUGCCGCUAGAUUUGGCUACGACCAAAGCUUGUUCGUCCGAAUGCAACAGAACCAUCCCGACUACGUCCAUCUUCUCGAUCGCCAAUACCGGAUGCACCCCGAGAUCAGCUUGUUCCCCAGCACAGAAUUCUACGAGGGCAAGCUCGUUGACGGUGAGGACAUGAGCGCGCUGCGCCGCCAACCCUGGCACGCAAGUGCUCUCCUCGGCCCUUACCGAUUCUUCGAUGUCGAGGGUACCCAGUCGAAGGGUAGUAAGGGCCGCUCGUUGGUGAACCAUGCAGAGUUGAGAGUUGCUAUGCAGCUCUACGAACGGUUCAAGGCAGACUUUGGACGGAACUACGACAUUCGUGGCAAGAUCGGCAUCAUUACUCCAUACAAAGCCCAGCUGCAGGAGCUCAAGUGGCAGUUCUCCCGUCAAUUCGGAGAGGCCAUCACAGAUGACAUUGAGUUCAACACUACGGAUGCCUUCCAGGGUCGAGAGUGCGAGAUCAUCAUCUUCUCUUGCGUUCGAGCCGAUCCUACCGGCGGCAUUGGUUUCGUCAAGGACAUCAGGCGUAUGAACGUCGGUCUGACCCGUGCCAAAUCAUCACUGUGGAUUCUGGGCGAUUCAAGAGCGUUGGUGCAGGGUGAGUUUUGGAACAAGCUCAUCACUAACGCGAAGCAACGGUCUCUCUACACGAAGGGAGACGUCAUAUCGAUGCUGCGGAAGCCCAGUGUCAUGAGGCCAUCGUCUCCGCUGUCAAGACAGGUGCUGCAGGAUGCCUCCGACGUCGAGAUGGCGGAGCAACAACAUGGUGUCAAUAUGAUUGAGACGAAAGAUGUCUCGUACACAGCAGCGCAAUCCCGAAAGGUAACGCAGCCUCCUCAACAACCACCGACGAACUACACAGUCACGGAUCGGCGCCCGGGUUCCUGGGAAGGCAACAACCGCAUUGAGCGGAUCAAUGAGAAAGGCGAGGUGCAGCCUGCCGUCGCCCGCAGCUCUGACCGGCCCCCCAUCAUCCAGUCAUCGACCCCGAAGUUGGAGUCCAAGAAGAGAGCGUCCGAUGCCACCGCCGAAGGGCAGCGCGGCUCGAAGCGGAUGGCGACGGAACCGAAUCGACCUUCGAACAGACCGCCCCCGACGGGGCCCAAGUCGAUGAGCCACUACACGCCGAAGGAGCCGAAGAAGGCGAAGGAUCCGUCUGCAAUGGUAGCCCUCGGUCUGACACCAGCCGCACGACCGCCGGCGAUGGAGCCGACAGUCGAUGCCAGGAUGCCGUCUGGGAACGCCUCUCUGCCACAUAACCGUAAUCUGCCCCCAAGACCUCCGGGACAGAAUGGACAGAAUGGACAGAAUGGCCCUGCCAUCAACAGGAAGAAGCCGAAGGCUGAUCCGUUCAUUCAGAGGAAGCCACCCAGACGUUAA
Molecule: messenger RNA, 6285 nt
Organism: Colletotrichum destructivum
Lineage: Eukaryota; Fungi; Ascomycota; Sordariomycetes; Glomerellales; Glomerellaceae
Product: Putative uvrD-like helicase, ATP-binding domain, helicase Sen1, DNA2/NAM7 helicase, helicase
Exons: 5
Coding region: 1-6285 (2094 amino acids)
Biological process (GO): termination of RNA polymerase II transcription
Cellular component (GO): nuclear body
Molecular function (GO): ATP binding; helicase activity; transcription termination site sequence-specific DNA binding
Source: RefSeq, a predicted model, not a curated record